Dimorphilus gyrociliatus is the source of this 1198-nucleotide messenger RNA. NCBI's taxonomy places the organism in Eukaryota, Metazoa, Annelida, Polychaeta, Dinophilidae. The record is from the annotation of a GenBank genome assembly.
UAUGGGUCUGUGUAAUUCAAAAUAUUCAACUUCAUCUUCAUCUCAGAGCUGGCACUUGCAGACGCUAGAUGACCAUGAAGGAGGAAUCAAUUGUAUGUGCUUAUCAGAGGACGGUUCAGUAUUACUUACUGGUUCGGAAGAUCGGACAGCCAGAUUAUGGACAGUUAAAACAGAAACAAGUGAAUGUAUAGGUUUGCUAAAGGGCCAUGAAGAUUACAUAAACGCUGUAGCUAUAGACGACAACUUUGCCAUUACUGCUUCAGCCGAUAAGACACUACGGAAAUGGGAUAUGACGACCUGUGAAUGUUUAUUGAUAAUGACAGGUCAUAAGUCACUAAUUAACAGGAUAUUAUGCACGGGCGAUUUUGUAUUUUCAUCAUCCUAUGAUAGAACAGCAAGAUGUUGGGAUCUGGAAACGGGUGAUUGUAUAAGAGUAUUUUCCGGUCACAAACGAGGCGUCUAUCCUCUGAUCUUUAUACCGGCUGACUAUGAUGACGUGACGCCCGAAGCGUUUAAUUGGGAUGGUAAUAAAGAUCUGUUGAUUACGGCCAGUGCGGAUUUUACGGCCAGAAGUUGGAGUUUUGAAACAGGAAAAUGUUUAAGAGUGUUUAAGGAACAUGAGGGAGCCGUGACAUGUAUGUCGACGAACCAGAGUGGUCGGACCUUGUUUACUGGUUCGACGGAUCAAACAAUCAGAAGUUGGGAUAUUAUUAGUGGAGAACGAUUAAAGAUUUUUGAAGGCCACCAAUCUUCGGUUAUUUGUAUGACAGUCGUUAAUAAAAUAAUGUACACCGGAAGUUCAGAUAUGACGGCAAAGGCGUGGGUUACAGAGUUUGCAGACUGUACAAGAAACUUUAAGGGUCAUAAGCAUACAAUCAGCUGCAUAAAGUACUACGAUGGAUUGCUGUUCACCUCCUGUGGCGACGGUGUCGUUAGAGCGUUCGAUGCUAAGGGCGGUGCCCUGAAGAGAACGUUUUUAGGCCAUCAAUUUGCAAUAAAUUGUAUGCAGGUGACGGAUGGCAGAUUACUGACUGGUUCACACGAUGGCGACAUUCGAGUUUGGGAUAUAUCUGACAUUCAAUCUCAAAAUAACAACACCGGGGUGGUUAAUGACAAGUUUAAAAGUGAGAGAAUAGACGCUGGGGAGAAGAAGGAACAGACCCGCUUGAAAGUUGACGACGAAGACGACUUGAAUUAA